Molecule: messenger RNA, 315 nt
Organism: Saccharomycopsis crataegensis
Lineage: Eukaryota; Fungi; Ascomycota; Saccharomycetes; Ascoideales; Saccharomycopsidaceae
Gene: RDS3
Product: U2 snRNP complex subunit RDS3
Exons: 1
Coding region: 1-315 (104 amino acids)
Biological process (GO): mRNA splicing, via spliceosome
Cellular component (GO): catalytic step 2 spliceosome; U2 snRNP; precatalytic spliceosome
Source: RefSeq, a predicted model, not a curated record
AUGUCCCGUCAUCAGGCUGAUCUCGUUUUAUGCUUGAAACAACCAGGAACCACGGUCGGUAGCUUGUGUGAGAAAUGCGAUGGAAGAUGCCCGGUGUGUGAUUCGUAUGUCAGACCAACAGAGCAAGUGAGGAUUUGUGAUGAGUGUGCUUUUGGCCAGGAUAAGCAUCGGUGUGUGAUCUGUGGGGGUAAAGGAGUGUCUCCAGCUUACUAUUGUUUUGAAUGUGUCAGGACCGAGAAGAACCGCGAUGGGUGUCCACGAAUCACCACGUUGGGGUCGACGCGGAUGGACCAUUACUACGAGAAAAGAAAGUAG